Messenger RNA from Caenorhabditis remanei, 837 nucleotides. RefSeq lists its product as uncharacterized. The record is from RefSeq and is a predicted model, not a curated record. NCBI's taxonomy places the organism in Eukaryota, Metazoa, Nematoda, Chromadorea, Rhabditida, Rhabditidae. The transcript is spliced from 7 exons. Bases 1 to 837 code for a protein of 278 amino acids.
AUGAGCAUUGACCGUGGCGACCGCAUAAUUGUGAUGAUGGUCCGUUCGUUGUGUUGUUGUGGGAGGAGUUCGCAAGUGGCCGACGGCUCGAGUGAGGAGAUUAUUGGGAAGCAACAGUUGAAGAAUGUGUUCAUCGUCUGCACCCAGAAUGUGUUAACACGUGCACUAACCGGGAAACUGAUGGCGGCGCUCGAAGAUCGGCACCUCUUGCCAGUACACAUGAAACUACUCCGACCGACUCAGGAUGUGAUCGAUAAAUCGCAUCUAUUGAAAGAGGAGAAGCGCAGACAGCUCGACGACGUUUGGAUGAUUCUGGUGUUUCGCGGAAGGGAGGCGCAGACGAGAGUUGCCGAGUGUAUUAAACAAUUCAAGACGCAAUACUCGUUGCAUAAAAAUGACAUCUACUGGACGGAUACGGAGCAACAGGCGAAGCAUGAGGAGGCUCUUUGGUUUAAAAAUGACGAAGUGGUGAGCAAUGGAGAGAUGGCAGCUGUGGUCGAAGUGCCCGUGCCAGAGCAGAAUGGAAACUCCGUUACCGAACUAUCCGUGGCGAGCUUAAAAAUCGAAGGUGAACAUGGAAUCCAAUCGGAAGCAAACUCAGUCGUCUCAACAGAAGGACCCCACCUAUCCGUCAACUCAAGUCAAAUCCCCACACCAACGCCUCCCGAAGACGACCAUCCAACUCCACAUCCCCAUGGUGGAGUCCACGUGGAUAAGGAAGGGAUAACUGCAGAAGUGAUCAGUAACACAGCGGAUAUUUUGGAGCCAGUAGAAAUGUCACCGGUUCCAGUUGCUCCAGUUAUUCCAAUCAUUAAUCAACCUACUCAAAUUGAAUAA